Messenger RNA from Lingula anatina, 905 nucleotides. Its product is annotated as transcription initiation factor IIB-like. Lineage: Eukaryota; Metazoa; Brachiopoda; Lingulata; Lingulida; Lingulidae. Gene Ontology annotation, biological process: transcription preinitiation complex assembly; transcription initiation at RNA polymerase II promoter. Gene Ontology annotation, molecular function: RNA polymerase II general transcription initiation factor activity; TBP-class protein binding. The record is from RefSeq and is a predicted model, not a curated record. Gene Ontology annotation, cellular component: nucleus; transcription preinitiation complex.
GAUUAAUGAAAAAGAUAUGUAGAUGGGACUAUCUUGGUUAGCGCCAUCUAAGGACAUCAAAAUUAUAGAUGGCGUCAACAAGUAGAGGUGCUAAUGUGACCUGCCCCAGUCACCCAGAUGCUAUCCUGGUGGAGGACUACCAUGCUGGGGACAUGAUCUGCCCAGAAUGUGGACUGGUUGUGGGAGACAGAGUUGUUGAUGUGGGUUCAGAAUGGAGAACAUUUAGCAACGAGAAAGAUUCCAAAGAUGCUUCUCGUGUUGGUGGACCAGAGAAUACAUUGCUUGGAGGCAGUGAUCUCUUUACAGAAAUUACCUACACAGGAGGAGAGGCCAGUGUUGAUGACCAAGGGAGACCCACUUACAAAAACAGAAAAACGAUGAGCAGCUCCGAUAGAACUUUACUGAAUUCCUUUAGAGAGAUUUCCCAGAUGGCAGACAGGUUAAAUCUGCCAAGGAUGAUAGUAGACAGAGCUAACACACUGUUCAAGCAAGUUCAUGACAGCAAAUCACUGAAGGGAAAAAGUAAUGAUGCCAUUUCCUCUGCAUGUCUGUACAUUGCCUGUAGACAGGAAGGUGUACCCCGCACUUUCAAAGAAAUAUGCGCUGUUUCUAAAAUCUCUAAGAAAGAAAUCGGAAGAACAUUUAAAGCAAUUGUGAAGAAUCUGGAGACAGAUGUUUCCACCAUAACCUCUGGGGAUUUUAUGUCCCGUUUUUGUUCCAAUCUUGGUUUACCAAGUUCAGUCCAGAAGGCAGCCACAUAUAUAGCUAAGAAAGCAGUGGAACUGGAUUUGGUGUCAGGGAGAAGUCCAAUCUCUAUAGCUGCUGCUGCCAUCUAUAUGGCCUCACAAGCAUCAGAGGACAAGAAAAGCCAAAAAGGUGAGUUUUCUGCGAUAUGCUGUGAGUAG